AUGCAUUCAAAUACCCAUUAAAAAACAAUAUCAGAAAUCAAAAUGAUAGAAUAAAAUACUAAUUCACCUCCAUCUUAAUUUCUAAGUGCUAGAACAAUAAGACCAUCCCUAUUUUUAAAUGAGGCUGAUUUUCAUCUACCAUUAAUAUCUCCUUAAAAAAGAUAAGUUACUGACUAUUAAAUCAUAAAAUAAACUUUACCUAAGAGCGAAGCUGUAAGUCCUGUAUUUAGAAGAACUUAAAUUCAAUAAGAUUCAUAAGAUCAAUUUUUAUUUCUUUAAAACAAAGUCAGAAAACUAAAAAAAUAAAAACUAUUUAUAAAAGACAGUCAUCGAUCUCAGUAAUUUUUACCUUAAAUUGAUGAUCAUAAUGAAAGAAAUGUUCAUUAUUCUACACCUAAAAAUAAAAUUUCCACACUAAAUAGUAUUCCAAAUGAUUCUCAAGUUUUAAACUCUCCUAUUGCAAAAUAAAGUACUCUUAAUGUAAACCAUGACACUCCAAUUCAAAUGAUUGAUUAUAGAAUUACAAAAGAAAUUGAUUCAAGACAACCAAUUCAUCAUUCAUCACUACCUGAAUAAACUAAUACAUAAAAUAAUAUGCAUUAGCCACCACAUCAUAAAAAAACAGUCUCAUUUCGUUAAUCAAUAUUUGUGAUUGAUAUGAAUAAUGGUCAAGUUACCAAAGAUUAAUUAUCUGAAAAUUCUAAACCAUUAUAACACAUAUAAAAACCAGAAAUUAAGGAAUAAUAGAUUGAUGAAGAAGAUAAAAAAAAUAAAUUUCGAAGAACAAGAAAUUUUCAUUUGAGUGACAAAUUGGUCUGA
This is a messenger RNA of Paramecium pentaurelia, 819 nucleotides long. The record is from the annotation of a GenBank genome assembly. NCBI's taxonomy places the organism in Eukaryota, Ciliophora, Oligohymenophorea, Peniculida, Parameciidae.